UUUAAGAUGAGUGGAAUUGAUAAUUUAAUUGCCUGGCUACCAAAGGAUCAUCACGAGCUUGCUAAUAAGCUUGUUACCGUGGAGAUGUCGCCAUAUUUCAUCUGCAUUCAUUAUUGUCUUGUGACGUUAUCAAUGAGGCAUAGAACAGGGUCACGUGAGUAUGCAAGCGAACAUCCCUUUCCGAGUUGGUUUGUUUGUGUGACGUCAUGUUUUGGUGGUACCUUGCUCAUGAACUUUCUGCUUGGCCGACCGAUCAUUCAAGUGUACUCGAACACGAGCAAUGUUAUCAUGGCGACUCUAAUCUGGUAUUUCGUAUACUUCAGCCCUUUGGAUAUGUUCUAUAAAUUCACUCAACUAAAAUUUGUGAAGGCUGCAAUGUUGGUACUUAAGGAAGUACACCGUAUCCGCAUGAUUAGCAAUGGCGUAAGUGAAGCGAGCAAACAGCACAAAGAUAGCAUUAUUAUCGUUACGCUUAUCGGUUGUGUUAAAGGUAGCGGAGCAAAGUUUUUGUCUCGACCGUUGGAUCAUUUCAUUCGUGGAAAUAUGAUUUCGGAUAACGAAUUUUUAAAACCAACUUUUUCAACUAAACAUUCUGUGGUGAUCAGCGUGUUGCUAUUUGGUUUAAGAGCAGGAUAUUUCGACAUGAAAGAAGAAAUGUUGCUGGCAGUGAUGUUUGUAAUAGCUGCUAUUGCACAAACCAGUAUUUUCCUGUUUGAAAUAAAAGACCCUUACGAGAAGCUGGAGAAACUUCUAUGCAAUGUCCUGUUACAAAUGCCAGAUGAGGUAGCAAGGAGUGAGAAAAGCAAAAAAGAAUAGGCCUUGUAUAUAUUUAUUUACCAUAAUACAUAUUUAAUAGCUAUUUUAAUGCUUUA
This is a messenger RNA of Hydractinia symbiolongicarpus, 872 nucleotides long. RefSeq names its product trimeric intracellular cation channel type 1B.1-like. Gene Ontology annotation, cellular component: membrane. Lineage: Eukaryota; Metazoa; Cnidaria; Hydrozoa; Anthoathecata; Hydractiniidae. The record is from RefSeq and is a predicted model, not a curated record. Bases 7 to 816 code for a protein of 269 amino acids. Gene Ontology annotation, molecular function: potassium channel activity; identical protein binding. The transcript has 7 exons. Gene Ontology annotation, biological process: potassium ion transmembrane transport.